GUACUGCCCGCCCUGACGCGGCUGUGAGCGCGGUUCCCCAGGCGACCGUGGUCAGCCAGCGACCCACCAUGGAGCGUAGGGUGGUGAAGCCACCGGGGCAGGACAUGAUAGUGGAGCGUCUCAAAAGCCUCUACGGCCUGGCGGGAAGCUGCUCCGUGGAGCAAGAGUUUUCAAAUUUUGAUCAGACUAAAUAUAAAAGAAGAAUUCUAACCUCCCCAGAAGAUUUGGAUACCUACUGCUCUGGAGAUAGAGGUGUUUCUUCAUUAAGAUGUUACUCUGAUGAAAGGAAGCAUCCCACAACACCUUUUUGCAGUUCCUUCAAACACUUAAAUGUGAACUGCCUAGAUGAUGAACUGGAUUCUUUUCAUAAUUUAAAGAAAUGGGAAACAGAAAAAGAAUUAACUGAAGAUGAUCAUAGAGAUAGCGCCUCCAAAAUAACAAAGCAGUCCUUCAGAGAAAUAGAAAAAGAUGCCCUGCCGACUAACAUAGCCUCAUCAAGACUCCAUACUGAACACCACAGUGAUUCCGUUGACUCUCCUCUGAAACAUGUCAUUUAUCCAAAAUCCAAAGUGUCAAAUAAGCAGAGUUUACUUCCACAUCAAAUAAAUCAAAUAUAUGAUGAAUUAUUUCACAUCCAUCUGAAACUGCAGUGUGAAACUGCAUCACAACAGAAAUUUGCCGAAGAACUUCAACAACGAGAAUGGUUUUUAGCAGAACGGGAACAGCUGCUCUUCAGACACGAGACUGCCUUGAGCAAAAUUAAAGGUGUUGAAGAAGAGGUUCUGACAAGAUUUCAGAUUUUAAAAGAGGAUCCCAUGUGGUUUGGACCUGUGCAGGCCCUAGACAUGCUACCACACUCUCAACACAACACAGAAGUUGGACACUUAACAGAAGUUCUUAAGGAAAAGAAUAAAGAGAGCAAGAGAAUGAGGUCCUCAUUUGAUGCCCUGAGAGAGCUGAAUGAUAACUUAAGAAAACAGCUACAUGAAGUAAGUGAAGAAAACAGGAAGAUGGAGAUUCAGGCAAAAAGAGUUCAAGCUCGUUUAGAUAACCUACAGAGAAAGUACGAGUUUAUGACAAUACAGAGGCUGAAAGAAGAUUCCCAUGCUACUCACGAAAUGAAAAGUUUAAAACAAGAGAAAGCACCAGUUUCAAAACCUGUCAAGACGGCACUCAGUGGACAAGUGUAUGAACUGUUAAUUGUUUUCAUGGACUGGAUAUCAGACCACCAUCUUAACAAAGUGGAGCCUGAAGAACCUGGUGUGGACGGUGAAAAACCAUCAUUCAAACCUUUCCAGAAAAGUGACAUUCAAGAGAAGUGUGUAAAGCUUUUGCCUUUGAUGACAGAGCAGCUCCAGUGGAUGCCAUUGGUGAACCCCAAAAUCCAUGAGCCAUUUCUAAAGUUUAUAUAUUGGUCUCUAAGGCAGCUGCAUCCUGGAACACAGCUGACUACCUAGCUCAAGCGUUUGAUUCCCUUUGUUUGGACUUGAAGACAGAUGAAGGAAAAACCUUAUUUUUGGAGUACCAAGCUGUUCCAGUAAUACUAAAACACCUGAGGAUAUCCAGUAAAGGGCUCUUAUCCAACGCCAUCGAUAGUCUGCUUCAGAUGACAGUGGAAUCAAAGUCCUUGCAGCCUUUCCUGGAAGCCUGUAGCAACUCUUUAUUUUUCCGUACUUGUUCUGUGCUGCUCCGAACCCCUAAGCUUGAUCUUCACAUCCUAGAAAAGCUCAGUAUUAUCCUACAGAAGCUUUCAAAAAUCAAGAGUAAUAAGAAGCUCUUUGAAGUUUUUACCAUUCACCUGAUGCUUCAGGAAAUACAAAGAACAACACAUCCAGAGCACGCCUUUCUCUGUAUUAACCUAAAUUCAACUCUGUUCAAUCUGGGUUUGACAAAAUGUAACUCCCUGACCUCCAGUACAAGCCAUUAGAAAAGUGAGUGUGUGUGUGUGUGUGUGUGUGUGUGUGUGUGUGUGUGUGUGUGUGUAUGGUUUGUGUAUGUAUAUAUGUUCCUUAUCUGUAAACGUGUAAAAAUCACCAAACAAGAUUCUACAGAGUAAAGCUACCAAUAGCGUCAUUUAUCAUGAAUGAUAUCAAGAAAGAUUUUUCAGCUAUGUAAAUGAGACCCAUGGAAGGUAUGUGUGCUUUUAGAAUGUCUCAGUUUAAGGUAAUACUAAUGUACAAGGUGGUGUUUCCAGAAUUUAAGGCAUUAAGGGUUACUUUUUAUAAAAUAUCUUAGGAAAAAUCUUUCUUGAAAUUAUAUGAUUAUUUGGAAUAUCAUCUGUUCUUAUGUGGAAAUAAACUUAUCAUUUUCCCCCUUAAUAUAGUAGAAUCACUUCUUUUGGUAGCUGACCUCAGACUUAUAGACAGCCUCCUGCCUCUGCCUUCCAAGUACUGUAAUUAAAGGUAUGUGUGACCACACGAA
Messenger RNA from Cricetulus griseus (Chinese hamster), 2421 nucleotides. NCBI's taxonomy places the organism in Eukaryota, Metazoa, Chordata, Mammalia, Rodentia, Cricetidae. The record is from RefSeq and is a predicted model, not a curated record.